Grosmannia clavigera kw1407 is the source of this 1248-nucleotide messenger RNA. RefSeq lists its product as uncharacterized. NCBI's taxonomy places the organism in Eukaryota, Fungi, Ascomycota, Sordariomycetes, Ophiostomatales, Ophiostomataceae. The coding region runs from base 1 to 1248 and encodes 415 amino acids. The transcript has 3 exons. The record is from RefSeq and is a predicted model, not a curated record.
AUGUCGAAGCGGCGGGACAGUCUUCUGCCACCGGCGAAGACGCACACGGAAGACCCGGGCGCGCACGAUCUCGAAACGGACGACGAGCACUUUUCGGACGCCCAAUCGGUGCCGGCCGGCUCGCCGCACAGCUCGCCCAUCCCGACGACGCGAGUGGAAAAGGUCAGCGACGAGCCGUCGUACGGCGAGGUGCCGGGCACGGAGGCGUAUCGGCUGCGCGAGGGUGACGCUCUGCCCGACGAGAUCACGAUUCUGGCCAACAAGGGCGAGGACAGCACGGUCGGGAGGCCCGUGUCGCAGCACGGACUCGUGCCGACGACCGUGUUGGAGGAAGCGACGGAUGACGCAGGGGCAAAGGCCCCUGAAGGGAAGACGCACCACCAGGAAGACCCUGCGCCAGACCUGGUGGUAAAGGCUGAUGGCAGAGUGGAAGUCGGAGCAGGCACUACUGAGCCAGCAGCACAGGAGCCCGAAACGAGAGCAUUGGGGUCAGCAGCAGCAGCGUCACAGCCGCCACCGCUGUCGUUUCCCGUGCCAGAUUUCGGGGGUCUCGACGGGGAAGAGGUGCUGCGAGCUGCGGCGCCGUACGUGAACGGGCUCUACGCGGCAGACGAUGGCAGCAGCAGGCUUGCGCUGCCGGCGCUGGGCAGCUCGGUCUUUCUGACGCCGCGGAGCGCAUCGCUGUGGUCGCAGCUGGUGGCGCCGCCGCCGCUGCAGCCGCCGGACUGGAUUCGCAGCCGGAUCCGUCGCCUCUUUCUCGUCAGCCUGGGCGUGCCCGUAGACCUGGACGAGAUCCUGCCGGCGUCCAAGCAGAAGAAGCUGGUGCUGCCGUCGCUGUCGGUGCGUCGCGACUCGCCGCGGACAUCGACCGACAGCCGAGGCGGCAAUGGCAGCGGCAGCGGUGUCGCACGGCUCAAACAGCCUGGCGCUAACACGUCCAACACGAGCGUCGACUCACAGGGCCGGCCGGCAGCCAACACGUCACGAAAGCGCAAGGGCCCACCACCACCGCCCGCGCUCGACCUCGUGGCGGCUGAGCAGCUCUGCGCGACCACGGACGAGGCACUCGACGGCAUGACCGACGACGAGCUGCGUGGCCACCUGGACCGGCUGCAGGCGCUCGAGCUGACGGCCAGGGCCGUGCUCGACUUCUGGACCAAGCGCACGGACGAGAAGAUUGGCGACCGCGAAGCCUUUGAGGGCGUCAUCGAGAACCUGGUGGCACACGCCCGCAAGACGCGCAAGUAG